This is a messenger RNA of Chelonia mydas (Green sea turtle), 19453 nucleotides long. It is a transcript of the gene LARP1B, whose product is annotated as La ribonucleoprotein 1B. Lineage: Eukaryota; Metazoa; Chordata; Testudines; Cheloniidae. The coding region runs from base 358 to 3534 and encodes 1058 amino acids. The record is from RefSeq and is a predicted model, not a curated record. Gene Ontology annotation, cellular component: cytosol; cytoplasmic stress granule. Gene Ontology annotation, molecular function: RNA cap binding. The transcript has 19 exons. Gene Ontology annotation, biological process: positive regulation of translation; mRNA stabilization.
GCCGGGCCGGCCGCGGCAGCUCUGUAAGGGAACAGCCGGGCCGGGAGGAGGGAGCGGCAGAGGCGCCCCCGCCCGACCCGCCCAGCGGCUGUUCCUGGCUGCGGCUCGGUAUCGGGCGGGGACCGGAGCGUGGCAGUUGAACCAUCCGCGGUGAAUGAGCGACGCCGGCCGCUGCGGGGGCGGGGAAGGCUGACAGCGAUCCCCUCCCACCCUCGGGGACCUGACGGGGCCGGCGGGUGGCGCCGAGGGCGAGGACGGCUCCCCAGCGCAGGCGGUCCGUCACCACGCCUGAGCCGCGCAGCGACCGCCUCAGCCCAGCUGGAGCCCGGGGGGCCGGCAGCGGCCCGGCCCCUUGGCAUGUCUGCCGCCGCCCGAGUGUCCGUAGCGCCCCCGGAGCAGCAGGUUGGGGGGCCAGAGACUGGCGGGGGCUCGGGACAGACUCGCUCCCAGGAGCUGGGGGAGACGGGACAGGAGCUGCCGGAGCCCAGCCAGGUGUUGCCGGAGGUGGAUGAAACCGCGGAGAGCAGCGGUAGCCGAGAGGCGGAUCCCCCAGGGCAGGACGAGAAGCAACGGCAGUGGCAGGUGGUCGAGGCCCCCCUGCCCAAGGAAAACCCCUGGACCAGGAGAAAACCUAUCCCCAGAAGCCCGUCCCCGGCAGUAGCGGACACCCAACUCGUCCUGCAGGACUCAGAACGGCCAAGUUCCACUAAAGUUAUAAAAGCGGGGAAACCAAAGACCAGGAAACCCAGCAAGGCUAGUGACUUCAAUGAUAUCACAAAUUGGCCGACACCAAGUGAAAUAGCAAACAAUGAACAAUAUCUCUUGCAGUGCAAAACCAUAAAUCAUCAGAAUAAAAAGCCACUAAAUAAAAAAGAAAAGGAGGAGAAAACUGAAAAGAGAGCUACCACUGAAAUUGAGAACCUGCAAGCAAAGCCAGAUGGUCCUGAAGAAAAUGUCAGUGAAGAUGAGGCUCAGUGUAACAAUCAAAGGAAAAAAGGUAACAAGCAGAAGUGGGUACCACUUCAUUUAGAUGAUGUAAGACCAGAUAGCCAAGAAGGAACAGGCUCUCGAAAUAGUUCAAGAUCUCAGCCAGAAACAAGCAAAGUAGUGCCAUACAACAACAGACGAAACGAGUCAAGAACUUGGCGCCGUGAUAGAGAGAAGAGAGAUGACCAUGAUGAAGUUUCCAGUGUGAGAAGUGAGGGUGGCAGCAUUCGAGGAUUCUUUAGAGGCAGAGGAAGAGGGCGUGGCAGAGGAAGAGGCCGUGGCAGAGGAAACCCUCGAAUGAACUAUGAGUAUUCGUAUGGUUACCAAGAACUAUAUGGUGAAAGGACCAAUCAGCCAUUUCAACCAGACCUUAAUAGUAGUAUGAUGUAUUACUAUGACGAUGGAACAGGAGUACAAAUGUAUUCUGUGGAUGAAGCACUGCUCAAAGAAUACAUUAAACGUCAAAUUGAGUAUUAUUUCAGCAUAGAAAAUUUGGAAAGAGACUUUUUUCUGAGGAGAAAGAUGGACCAACAAGGAUUCUUGCCGAUUUCUUUAAUUGCCAGCUUCCAUCGUGUGCAAGCUCUGACUACAAAUGUUAACCUAAUUUUAGAGGCCCUAAAGGACAGUACAGAGGUGGAAAUAGUGGAUCAGAAGAUGAGAAAAAGGGUAGACCCAGAAAAAUGGCCAAUUCCUGGUCCACCUUCACGAAAUCAGCCACAAACUGACUUUUCUCAACUCAUCAACUGCCCAGAAUUUAUACCAGGCAAAGCUUUUGGCUCACAUACUGAGUCUGCACCAAGUUCUCCAAGAAUGGGAAGCCCAAAGAAAAGCACUGAAACAAGUAACCUUCAAACAAUGUCUAAAGGAUUGUCGACAAGCUUGCCAGAUCUGGACUCUGAGCCUUGGAUAGAAGUGAAAAAGAGGCAUCGUCCAUCCCCAGUCAAACUAAAGGAGUCUGUGCAUACACUUGAUCACACACCAAGUCAGCAACAGCAGGCCCCACCUUCACAGGAACAAGAACAAGAAGAGCUUGAUUUUUUGUUUGAUGAGGAGAUGGAACAAAUAGAAGGUCGCAAAAAUACAUUUACUGAUUGGUCAGACAAUGAUUCAGAUUACGAAAUUGAUGACCGCGAUGUAAACAAAAUUUUGAUUGUAACACAGACACCACCUUAUAUGAGAAAACAUCCUGGUGGAGAUCGCACUGGCAACCAUGUGUCUCGUGCAAAAAUUACAUCGGAACUUGCUAAAGUCAUUAAUGAUGGUUUAUACUAUUAUGAACAGGAUUUGUGGAUGGAGCAGGGUGAAAAUGAUUCUACAGCCUUAAAGCAAGAGGUUGAAAACUUUAAGAAACUAAAUCUCAUCAGUAAAGAAGAGUUUGACAGUCUUACACCUGAGCCAAACCAGGAAGUUCCUCCAGGGCCUCCAAGGUCACAACAAGAUUUAACAGAUGAGCUAGUUUGUAAAUUGUUUGGUGUUAUAGAAGUACCUCCAACAACAAUGGCUCGUUCACUGCCAACAGCAGUCCCUGAAUCUCCAAGAGUUCAUCCUGCCAGAACACCCAAAACACCUCGUACCCCAAGGUUACAAGAUCCCAACAAAACGCCAAGAUUCUAUCCUGUUGUUAAAGAAACAAGAUCCAUUGAUGUAAAGAUUCCAAGAAAAAGAAAAACACGACAUAGUACAAACCCUCCGCUAGAAUGCCAUGUUGGUUGGGUAAUGGAUUCCAGAGAUCACAGGCCAAGAACAUCUUCUGUGAGCAGUUCAAAUGCUUCGCCUUCAGAAGGUGCUCCAAAGGCAGGGAGUUAUGGGUGUACCCCUCACUCACUUCCCAAGUUCCAGCAUCCUUCUCAUGAACUUCUAAAGGAAAAUGGCUUUACACAACAAGUGUACCACAAAUAUCGUCGAAGGUGCCUCAUUGAGAGAAAACGGUUGGGAAUUGGCCAAUCCCAGGAAAUGAAUACACUCUUUCGUUUCUGGUCCUUUUUUCUCAGAGAUCACUUUAACAAGAAAAUGUACGAGGAAUUCAGACAGCUUGCUCUAGAUGAUGCAAAAGAACACUACAGGUAUGGAUUGGAAUGCUUGUUUAGAUUUUACAGCUAUGGUUUGGAAAAAAAAUUCAGACAAGAGAUCUUCAAGGACUUCCAAGAAGAAACAAAAAAAGACUAUGAAUCUGGUCAGCUUUAUGGAUUAGAAAAGUUUUGGGCUUAUCUGAAAUACUCUCAAUCCAAAACUCUACCCAUUGAUCCCAAACUGCAGGAGUACCUUUGUAACUUUAAGAGACUGGAGGACUUCAGAGUUGAUCCUCCUCUUAGUGAAAUAUCUGGGAGAAAAAGACCUUCAGCUUCAGUAGGUGAGGAGAGUGGUUGGCAUAGACAUCAGCCUACAUCCUCUUCUAAGACUCUAAUUGCUUCUGAAACCACAGCUGACAAUCAGUUUCAGAUCCCAGUAAACUUUCAUGAUGGGAAUACUGCGCAGGAAUCAAUUGACAAGUUAAGCAAGAACAGUGCUGCCACAAAAUCAACAGAAGGUGACAUAUCUGAAAAAUAGACUUAAGACAAGUUAGUGCUCUUGAGGUCAACUUUUACAUCAAUAUUUUAGUUCAGAAAUUUUCAGGGGGAACUGUUCUAAUGCUUGAUUAAAAAACAAAUGUAUGGGAAGACAAAGGAUUGCAUUUUCUCUUUCACAAGUAAGUUCAAAAACAUUUCCAAUGGUUGAGGGUGGCUGGUUCUGAGAUUAUCAAAGGGUUUCUAGGAAAAUGUCUAUGGUUUCAGUAUUGCUUUCCUUGAGCUAUUGUUUACAAAAACGGCAUUCUUAUACUAUAUGCAAAAAAUAUUUUGGGGAUGCCUUACAUUUUAGCUCAUACUUCUUAAAGAAGAUACUACAUAUCCAUGUUACUUACUGAGCUUUCUUCACCUAAUUUCCCCAUUAUGAAUUAUUAAUUGUACGUAUCAAAGCCAAAAGAGUGUAUAUUUUUUUAAAUUACAGAAAGGAUCUAAGUUUGUAGGCUCCUUCUUACAUAUAUAACGAUAAAAAAAAAUUUGCUUUUUUGUAAAAAGUAAAAGCACCUUUACGGAUGUGAAGCUGUACGGAACUGUGUGCGCUUCUGGAUUCUAUUUAAUUAUUUUGCUUUCUAUUUUUUAUUUCAGGAUCUCCAUAGUUAGUGUUUUGUUAGGUGUGGAGUUUUCUGAGUGGACAUCAGCUGGUUUAGUUUUAAGGAAGUGUUCAACAUUUGUUUUUAUAUGAUUGUGAGCAGAAGGGGAAAGUGGGUAUGUUGAUUUAUGUACUGUCCUAAAUUCACUAAAUAUCUGCAGUUUUUGCAGGUUGCUAAAAUAGCAAAUAACAUUCAAAUCAUCCUCCGUUUCAUAGAGGUUCUUGUUUUUUCAUUUCUCUCUAUUUCAUGGUUAUAAAGUGUGCUACGAGAGGUAUAGCAGAUCAAUUUUUUUAAAGAUUUUAAUUUCAACUCAAAUAUUUAGUUUUACUUUUGAGACAAAUUUAAAAAUUAAAGUAUGCAUUCUAAAUUUGUUUUUCUAUUUUAGAAUGUAUGUAAAUGAAGUUAUAAUUUAAAAUUCUGCUAGCUAUAAGACUAAAUGAGAUUUCAACAAACUGGUCAAGACAUUAGUUUCAUUAAAUGUAAACCAAUUCAAAUAAACAUUCAUUUCUAGUGUUGGGAUACGAGUAAAAUCACGAGUUUUAUCACCUGUAAUUACUUACUAACUUCAUUUAUUUUGAUUUAAAGAUUUAGUAUAACUGAGGAAAUGACUUCUUUCUAAGGUAGGUGGGAAGAUAGGAAUGAGUUAUUUUUUGCUAUACUUGUUAACUGCCAAACAGCCUUCAGUUAACUUUAUAACUAGAAGUAAUGUCUAACACUGAUGCCUUAAUACUGGGAGGGAGGUGUCCUAAAUGACUCAACAUCCAAAGAAUGAGUUUUAAAUUUGUAGUGGAUUUUAGAAGUUGAUGCAACUUCAAGUCCAUUAAAAUUUCAGUCAAGUUAGCUUGUGAAUCUGAAUAGAACAAUUAUGAACACACACGCACUUGUAAAUGAGUAUAUAGCAGUGGCCUUCCUAAUAGUUAGAGUAAUUUCAAUACAAAAUUGAGCCUUUUAGAAGUAACUUAUUUUAAAAGGAAAAUAGGAACUAACAUAAUAGGAAUUGAUACAAAUGAACAUUUUAAAUAGCAUCUUUUCAACAUACUAGUCAUAUAUCUCAUAUCUAUGUUUGAUCCAUGCCUCUUUCUAUUCAUGAAAAUGAUGCAAAUGUAAAUUUGGAUUGAAACUGUAUAUACAAGUAAUAGACUUUGAAUAUUUAGCGUUCAGUGUGUGUAAUUUGUGGUAUAUCUUUGCAAAUUUUAUAAAAAUAUCAAAAACCCCAAUUGUGUUGUUCGUGAUCUGUAAAAUUAUACAUGAAAACCUUGUUUAAAGCUAAGAUUGUAGACUUGUAUCAACUUUACUUUUAUAGGUGAGUGAAGGUAUUUGUUAUGAAAUUUAAUCUUGUUAAAAUUAGGAAUGGCUUGAUUCUCCAAUUCAUAACCAGUUUUCUGCAGUUUUGAUAGAAUCAUUUUCAUAUCAUCCUGUUUUUGGUUUAAAACAGAGGCAGGUAACAUGCUAAACAUGGCCCUAAGCAGAAGACUUUGAUAUGAAUUAGCUUCUUCUUUUUCCCUCAAAAACAAAUACAACUCCCUCCUGCAACCAUCUAUAAUUGCAGCACCAUAUCUCUCCCCAUAACUCCUUCUGAGUAUCCAGUAUAUACACCAUCACCAGUAUUAGAUAAUACCCAACACUGGAAAUAAUUCUUAGUUGAAAUGUAUUGCAUAUAUUUUAGUGGAAUUCCAUGAUUUAAAGUUACUUUUUCCUGGAGAAAAUGUGUGAAUGGUAAGAAAGCACUGUUGCAGAAGUGGAUAUGACUUUUUGUAAGCAGCAAGCAGUACACCUACUUUUCUUGAGGUGGAAGAUGUAGCUUACUGUCUUCAACGCGAGAUUGACUGACUGUGUAACUUGGAGUAUGGUAUAUUUAUAAAAUUCCUAAAAAUGUAGGAAUCCAAGUAGUUAAAUUGUUUGGACAAAUGUGCUAUUUUUUUUUUUUUUUUACAAAUCCCCGUUGUAAAUAAUCUUGCAAUUUAGUAUACAUACCUGGGAUCUGCCAUCUCUUGAAUUUCUGAUCUUUCCAGCUCUUAGAAUAUUGUGAGUUGACUGAAUCAUAUAUAGUUGAUGAAAAGCUUCAAACUCUGCCUCUUCAUUUGAAAGAAAAGUUUCUCAAACUAAUUCAACAGCAAUCUGCCUUUCAGUCUAGAUGUUAGCUUUUGGCUCAUGCCGCUGCUUGGGGCUUAAUGCUGUAAUUAAGCUAGCCCAAAAUGCCUACUUAGCUCAAUUUGCAGCACUUCUUUUCAAAGAACUAUUCCUGCUUGAUUCUGUGCACUGAGUGGAAGCCUUUGAAGUUGUUGCAGCUCUGAUGUACAAAAUCAAUAACUUUUAAAAAUCCAGUUUACUAUUUAAUAUUUAGGUAGUGACAUAAGUUUCUCUAGUGCUGUACAGAACUAAUUCACAGUCACUGCCCAAAGGCCUUUCAUUUAUAUUAGACAAGUGCAGGAAAUGAUAUUACACAGUAGGGAUAAGGAAAAGAACAAAUAAGAAAAAAAAUGGGGAGAGGGGGGAUAUUGAUAUCUAAAAUUUCUUUUAAACAUUUUUUGUGAAUGUGGCAACAGUAAAAUAGAUGUGCAAAGUCAGGCAAAGGGGAGUAGGUUUUAAAGGGAGGAUUUUAAAGUAGAGACAGACACCUUCUGCAAAAGAAGCAGUGACUCAGAAAAAGAUUUGGGGGGUCAUGGUGAAUAAUCAGCUGAACAUGAGCUCCCAGUGUGAUUCUGUGGCUACUGCACAGCCCUCAGAUGCAUCAACUGUAAUCUUGAGUAGGAGAAGUGGCUAUUUUACCUCUGUAUUUGGCACUGCUGCUACCACUGCUAGAAUGCUGUAUCCAAUUCUGAUGUCCACAAUUCAAGAAAGAUGUUGGUAAAUUGGAGCGGAUUCAGAGAGAAAAGUCAUGAAAAUGAUUAAAGGAUUAAAAAACAUACCUUAGGGCUUGUCUACAUUACCCACAGGAUCGACGGGCAGCGAUCGAUCCAGCAAGAGUCUCUUUAUUGCAUCCAAUCUUGACGUGAUAAAUUGACCACUGAGCGCUCUCCCAUCGACUCCAGUACUCCCCUGGAGCGAGAGGCACAGGCGGAGUUGAUGGGGGAGCGUGAGCUGUCAACUCACUGCAGUGAAGACACCGCGGUGAGUAGAUCUAAGUACGUCGACUUCAGCUACGCUAUUCACUUAGCUGAAGUUGCGUAACUUAGAUCGAUUUCCCCCACCUCACCCCUGAUUGUAGACCAGGCCUUAGUGAUAGACUCAAAGAGCUCAAUCUGUUUAUCUUAAAGAGAAGGUUAAGAGGUAACUUGAUUGCAAUCUAAGUACCUACAUUGGGGGCAAAUAUUUAAUGGGCUCUUCAGUCUAGCAAAGAAAGGUGUAACAUGUUCCAGUGUGGCUGGAAGUUGAAGCAAGGUGUAAAUUAAUAACGGCAAGAGUAAUUAACUACUGAAACAAUUUACCAAGGAUUGUGAUAGAUUCUCCAUCACUGGCACUUUUAAAAUCAAGACUGGAUGUUUUUCUAAAAGAUGCUCUAGGAAUUAUAUUGGGGAAGUUCUACAGGCUGUGUUCCACAGGUCAGAUUAGUUCAUCACAAUGGUCCCUUCUGUCAUAGGGACUCGAUGAACAGGAAAAGGUUAUUCCAGUCAACAGGCAGUUUGAAAAGAGCACCAGGAUCCAAGUGGGAGGGGUUAAAGGAGUAUCUAAGCAAGAAGAGGGACUAUAGGUCCUGAGAUGGGAAGUUAAUUAAAGAGGAAUGCAAGCGUAGUGUUGGAACAGCACUUUGAAAAUGAGGAUGAGGAAUUUAAACUUUAUGCAGAAAAACAAUCAAGGGUUUUGAGGAAGCAGGAAACUAGAACUCUUUUAGCAUCUUGUAAAAUUGUAGAUACAUUUUGUUUUUCCUGGGGAGUUUUUACUUGGCUUACUUUGAGCAGCAUCAGUUUCAAAGAUCCCAUUCCCUGCAUAGAAUGGAGCUGUAAUGGCAUGUUGAAUAGAAUGAGUUGGAUAAGCAGUUAAAAUGUGGGCCAUCUAUAAUCAAAUGAUGGAUGCAUGGAGGGUACAAGGGCUAUUAACUCAAUAGCGAUUGAAUUAAUUCAAACGUAUACCCUGGGCCCAAAUUCACAGCUGGAGAAAAAACUUUAGUCAUUUAGUCCAGCAGUGAAUUUGGCCCAUCAUGGAGAAACUCGUUGUGAAAUUUGUUAGAAGUAUUAAAAAACUCAUUUAAAAAAUCAGCUCAUUCCAGUACCUGCAUGAAUGUUGUUCAGAAGACAUGUAAAACAUUUUGGGAUGAGAAAGAGACAGUUGGAAAAGCAUUACUGUUUGAUAAACAAAGGAGGCUAAUGUUCUGCACAGAGUGAGAGCAAAGAGUAAAUCUGCAAAUCAAGCCUCAAGUGUAGUCUUUAAAUCUUAAUUUUCCCAUGUGCCUUGGAUCAGAAAUUUUCAGCUGCACUGCCUGUGGGAUCCACGCACACCCUAGCUAUUCUCAGGCCCCAUACAAAGGGCAUUAAGGGCUAUGACAGAUGAACCAGACCCAGUUCUUUUUCAACCAUCUGUGCCUGAGACAGAGUGUUCAGUAGUGCUCACUUGCUUUGCUAGGUGUUUAUUGAAUCUUUACUUAGGACUACUAGAGAUUAAACAGAUUAAGUUUUAUUUUUAAUAGGUUUAGUUUAGUUAAAGGGGGCAAAAGUUCCGGGACGCUGUACCCUCUCUCCUUUACUGAAGACCUUUUUUCCUAGGGGUAUGCCUAAAUUCCCAGGAUGUAAUUAUUGCCUCAGAUGGUAGGAGUCCAUCCCAGUUAGUGAUGGCCACUUGCACUGUAUCCACUGUUCGGAGGAUACUUAUGUGCUUUCUAAGUGCAAGAUUUGCUUGGGAUUCAAGAGUCAUUACAGGACAGACAGCGACAUAUGGAGACAUACAGGACAGACAGGGACUCCCUCCAACCUGUAUCAGAUCCAAGCCCAGAUACCCCACUGUAUAUCAGUUUAAGUGACCUCAACACACUGUCUAGUUCUGCAGCUCGAUCACCUUCUUGACUAUUGUGCAAAAGAGAUUUGUGGUUCCCUGGUACCCAUGCGAACUGUCAGAUAAUCUGCUCCUCCACCUGUGUCUAUGCCCGCCCCCUUUUCUGGAUUGUCCAGAAGACAACAGCUCUUCUGAUUCAAAAUAUUCUAUCCAAGGUUGUUCACCUACUUCAGCCUGAUUUUCCUGGAGCUUUUUCCUCAAGGGACACUUCAAGACUCAAGGAUAGUAACACUCACAGCUAUCAUACCAUCUCUAGAUCCUAGGGAUUGGUUCACAACCCUCAAACUACAAGAUACAUAUUUUCAUAUUGUGAUCCAUCCUUCUCACAAGAGGUUUCUGUGAUCUGUCAUCAGUCAAAAGCACUUUCAGUAUUGAGUGCUUUCCUUCAGGCUCUCUACUGCCCCCAGGACAUUUGCAAAGGUUAUGGCAAUUGUCGCCACUCUGCUUCAUUGCUGGGGAGUCAUAGUCUUCCCUUACCUCAAUGACUGACUGCUUAAAGGAUGCUCUUGCAUUGAGGUCCAGGUUGCCAUCAAGAGAGCUUCAGCCAUGUUCACCAUGCUAGGACUUCAAUUCGACAUUGAGAAGUCUUCUCUUAUGUGCUCAGCAAAUACAACAUCCAGAGCUUACCUAUUGGAAGACAGAUUUCUUAUUCUGACACAUUUGAUUACACGUGUCCCAUUGAGCCUUUGCAGCUCCUCAGUCACAUGGUGGCAUCUGUCUUCAUCGUGCUACAUUCCCACUUGCACUUCUGCUGUUUCCAGGUUUGGCUCAAGACAUUUAUACCCCAACAGAGACAGUUUGAAAGGUGCUCUCCAUUCCUCAGCAUGUGCUAAAAUCCACAGAAGGUCUGCUGAGGAGUCCCUUUCAACUAUCCAUUUCCUGUCAUCCCAUAGCUUCAGAUGCCUCCCUUCUAGGAUGGUGAACUCCCUUUUAGGACCAUACUGUUGAGGGCAGAUGGUCUGACCACAAUCUACUCUCCAUAUCAACUUGCUGAUGCUCAUGGCAAUCAAAUACGCUUGCUUCUAGAUUCAUUAAAGGGCUAUCUAACCUGUUUCCAAAUAUCAAGGAACUCAUCCCAACCUGGGAUUUGAACUUAAUUGUCACCUCUCUGAUGAAGCUUCCCUUUGAAACUCUGGCUGUGUCUUCACUUUUACACCUAUCCCUGAAAACCACUUUUUUUGUGGCUAUAUCAUUUCUGGUUGGAGAGUUGGUAAGUUAAGUACUUUGAUGGCUAACCAUCACCCUCCAUGCUCUUUUCUUUAAAGACAAGGUAUCCCUCUGCCCACAUCCUGGGUUCUUACCUAACAUCACAUCAGACUAUUCAUCUUCUGGUUUUUCACCCUAAACCUCAUCCAGAACCUUCACACCUUGAAUAUUUGGAGGACUUUAGCCUUCUGUUUGGACAGGACUAGAGCUAUUUAAUUUUUUUUCCCCUCAUUUUGGACAUGGUUAAAGGUACACCUGUGUCCACAGAGUCUAAAUGGGUUUCCAGUUGUAUUCUGUCCCGCUACAAAUUGCUGGUGUCCAACAGCCUGCGAGCAAAAACUUUUACUAACCUUUCUGUAGCUGUUGUUCUUCGAGAUGUAUUGCACGUGUCCAUUCCAAUGCAGGUGUGUGCGUGUCCUGAGCACAGUUGGUCGACUUUUUCCCUGAGUGGCAUCUGUCAGGUCAGCUCCAGCACCCUCUGGUGCCACAUGCUCAGAGCUGGUAUAAACAGCUUUGCCAAUCCUGCACCCCCUCAGUUUCCUCUGACCCUCUGACUCCGAUAAGAGGGGAAGGUAGGUGGGUUUUGGAAUGGACAUGUGCAACACGUCUCAAAAAAUAGUUACAGAAAGGUUAGUAACUGGUUCUUCUUCGAAUGCUUGCACAUGUCUAUUCCAGUGUAGGUGACUCUCAAGUAGUUGCACAGGAAGUGGGCACAGAGUUCAGGAACAAGCUGACUGCAAGACUGUGGGGCCGAAGUUGGCAUUCUCUCUGGCUUGCUGGGUGAUGGCAUAGUACAUUGAGAACAUGUGCACUGAAGACCAGGUUGCUGCCCUGAAGAUGUCCUGAAUGGGACUUGUGCUAAGAAAGCAGACUAGUAGGCCUGUGAUCUUGUAGAAUGAGCUGUCAGGUUUGCCUGCCAGUUUGUAGCAUGCAUGAAUUCAUGAUGUAAUCCAGGAUGAGAUUCUCUGGGCGGAGAUGGGAAGGCCUUUCAUCCUCUCUGCUAUUGCUGUGAACAACGGGGUUGAUCUGCAAAAUGGCUUGGUUCUUUGUAUAUAAACACGAGGGCACAUCUAACAUCAAGGAGUGUAGAGGUUGCCCCUCCCUAUUUGUACGUGGCUUUGGGAAGACAACUGGUGACUGCUUAACUGCAAUGGAAUUGCGAAACUACUUUUGGGAGGAAUUCCGGAUGAAGGCACAGCUGCACCUUAUCCUUAAAGAAGAUUGUAUAUGGGGACUCCAAUGCGAGGGCACAGAUCUCCGAAACCCUUCUGCCCGAGGUGGUGACCAUCAAGAAAGCUGCUUUCCAGGAGAGGUGCAUCAACGAGAACAUUGCCAGCAGCUCGAACGGGGAACCCAUAAGUUUUGACAAGAUGAGGUUUAGAUCCCAGGGAGGAACAGGCUCUCUUAAGUGGGGGAAUAACCUCUCCAGGCCUUUAAGAAAACAGAUUACCAUCUUCUGUGAAAAGACAGACUGGUUGUCAAGCCAGGGAUGGAAGGCCGAUACCAUUGCUAGGUGGACUUUGGCUGAAGAAAUAGCCAGUUCCUGUUUCAGAUGCAAAAGAUACUCCAAUAUAAAUUGCAGUGGGGAUUGGGCAGAACUCCACCUUGGCAGGACUAGAGGGAGAAUCACUUCCAUUUUGCAAGGUAAGUGGUCCUGGUGGAGGGUUUUCUACUGUCUAGAAGAACUCUACAGACUUGCUCUGAGCAAGCUUGCUCCUCGGGAUUCAGCCAUGGAGUUUCCAGGCCAUCAGAUUAAGAGGGUGGAGCAGCUGCCUGUGGUCUCAGGAGAUCAGAUCUGGGUGUAGCGGAAGCAGGAGCAGUGUUUCCAUCGAGAGGCCUAACAGGGUUGUGAACCAAUGCUGCCUGUGCCAUGCUAGGGCUAUGAGACUGACCCGUGCCCAAUCCUGGUUGAUCUUCAUUAGAACCUUGUGUAUCAUUGGGAUAGGACGAAAAGCGUAAUACAGGUGAUCUGCCCAUGAUAGCAGGAAGGCGUCUGUAAGAGACCCUGGGCUGUUGCCUCGCAGGGAAGAGAACUGGUGGAAAAUUGAUAUGUGGAACUUUGCAUCCUUUAAAUUGAGGGCGGCAUACCAAGCGCCCGGAUCCAGAGAGGGAAUGAUGGAAGCCAGGGAGACCAUCCAGAACUUAAAGUUUGAGAUAGUGGUUGAGAUGACACAGUUUUAGGAUAGGUCUGAGACCAUCCUUGACUUUCAGUAUUAGGAAAUAAUGGGAAUAAAAUUUCUUUCCUCUUAAGUGACACGGAACCUCUAUUAUGGCUCCCACCCAAAGGAGGGAUUGGAUGACUUCUUCCAACAGUUGCUUGUGAGAAGGGUCCCUGAAAAGGAAUGGGGUGGAGGGGGGAAGGUGGGGUAGACAGAAACUGGAGGGUGCAUCCCACUGCUAUUAUGCUGAGGUACCCAACAGUCUGAAGUAAUGCAAGUCCAGGCAUCAAAGAAGUGGGACAGGCAGCUUGAAAACACAGAAUCCAAUAUUGCGGGGAUUGAAAUGCGAUGUGCUGCAGGCAGUGCAGGACUUGAAGCCCGGUGACUGAGGCAUGCCCCACCAUCAGAAGUGGACGAACCUUGCUAACUAAGCACAAAGGAGUCCAGCAACUAUCACUACUAUAACUAUAUACACUGGAAAAGAAAAGAAAUAACGGAAAAACCACUUGGAAAUUUGCCUGAAGCAACAAGAAUUGUUCCAGCAAUCAUCAGGCAGUAAGAAGGAACUGAGGGGAUGCAGGGUCAGGGAGGCCCUUUAUAACGAUGCUAUGAGUGCGUGACACCAGAGGGCACUGGAGCAGACUCUAUGGAUACCAUUAGGGGAAAAAAUUCUGGCAACUAUGCGUGGGGUGCACAUGCAUGCGUGCACACACUUCCAUUGGAAUGGACAUGUGCAAGCACUUGAAGAAUUAUAGCUCUUUCCACAAGAUGUCUGUUUCUUUUGCCCCAUUGAAUGGCAUCCCUAUUGCAGAAAUCUGCCACGAAUCUCCCCAUGUUCAAGGUACUAUGCUUUGGAGUGGAUGCUACAUUUGGGUCUGCUAUUCUUCAGUCAGUUUUAAUCAUAUUCCACAUGCUCUUCUCCCUGGAUGACAUAAUAUGGUGCACCAUGGAUACCAUUGUCACAAGAGGUAGGAAACUCACUUCACAAAAUGGCAGUCUGCAGGUUCUUUAAUUACAGUAGGCUAAACAGCGAUCUGAGUUAAGUUUCCAAGAUGUUAAUGUUUCCUUUUACACUUCCCAAUUAUUGUAUGCCUGCAGUGGUUUGUUAGAGUUGUUCAAUGAAAAACAUACUAAACACUUUUUAAGAGCUAUGAAUUUGAUACCUUUUAAGAAGUUUCCAAUGUUAAUCACUUUGAACAGAAUGGAUCUAAUUGUUCUUACACCUAUUAUAUCUACUGAAGUACAUGAAGUUGCACUAAUGCAACAGAGCACUGUCUACUGAUGGUAGUAUAGGAUGUAUAAUCCCCUAUUGACAAAUAUAAAGUCAAAAUAUAAGUAUAUAAAAUAUAAAGUCAAAAUACAAGUUUUGCUUUUAGGAAUUGGGUAUCUUUCUGCCCUAGUGGGACCAUUAUGUAGUUUUUAGGUUACCACUUUUAGCUUGUAAGUUUUUGCAUGUUUCCCCUGUUUCACCAUGUAUUGCAGUGUGAACUCUUGCAGCUUUAAAAACUGAAUUGAAUCUAGUUCACUAUAUAUAAAUUUUAAAAAAGGCAAAAGUUUUAGUAUCUGUACACAUGUAGUAUUCUGCAACAGGAAAAAAACUAAACCGCAUCAAUCUGCUUGUGUAUAGGCAACAUGUUAAAUAGCAAGAGUGGUAGCUGUACUGUAUACAAGACAGACUAGCUGAACUGUUUUUACCACUGUGCAGGGUUAGACAAUGCUGACAAACAUCCUACAGCAUCCACUCUUGGAGCCAAAUCUACUGAAGCACUGGUGCAAGAAAUCACAGGGUUUUCCACAUGAUGGGGUAAUGGACUCUACUGGGGUGUGAUUUCUAAAAUCUAACAGACUGCAUUAAUUGGUCUGUUAACAUUAAAUGUUAGUUAUAUAGGGUCUAUAUGGACCAAUUUAUGUGCAGCCUGUAGGUGCUCUUUAGAAACAGGAGAGACAACUUGCAGUUGUUACACAGGAGGUCUGCCUGUGCCAGGGUGGCUACAGUCAAGGCUUCUCUAAAUGGUGGGGGUAAUGUGGCUUGAUUCAUUAGUAUUUGCAAAAUGAAAUGCUGUACGUGAAAAGUACAAACCAUUCUAUUGUAUCCUCUUGUACACUACUAACAGUUUUAUUCAGAUGACUUUUUUGGCAUGACAAACUGUACAAGCAUUGCCAAAGUGGUUUUAAAAAAAACAAAAAAACAACUUGAGGUACCUGUCAGAGAUCUGAUCUACCUACCAUUGGGUUACACAAUUUAAGCCUACCCCGUUCUAGAUACAAGUUAAUUGAAACUCUCAUUCAUGUAAGGUAACAGAGAGGAACAGCUGUAAGGUCUGAAUUAUAGGCCAGUAAUUUUGGUGCCUAAAGAAAUGAUUAGGGGACUUCCCUAUAAUGUAAACAUGGAUUUACUGACUAAAGUCAGGGAUGCAGUUUUUUUAAGUAAGAUGAAUAGUGCUAAUGUACCUUACGACAAGUUUAGAGCUCUAGUCAAGUGAAAAAGGGGAAAAAUCCAAGAGCCAUGAAAGUUACUGUAAUACAACUGGUGUUUAACAGCCACUAACUAAAAAAAAAAACCUGCAGUUGUCUUCAGUGUGAUAAAUUACUAACUUUUGAUGUUUGUUUACGUUAAGGCCUCUGAUCAAGUGAGUUUAAGGGAGAGUUUUUAGGAGCAGAAUUCAAUUUAAGGGUUUAUGUAUUCUCAAUUGUAUAGUAAUAAAGUAUGAUGGAAUUUGCUACACUACUUGCAUUUUAAACAAAUUGACUGCACUACCUCAACAGGCUUCUGCAAAUGAUUUGUAGAGUAGUUAGUAUCUGCACUCAAGGUGUGGGUUUGGACCAUGCUAGUGCUGGCAAUGAACUCCCUUUAACACUUCUGUAUUAGACAUAGAAGCUUUAAUAGCAUCUUGUUUUGUAACUUCUUGUCUUGAAGAGUGCUAUAGCAAGUUGUCUGGAUUAGUGUGAACUCUACUCCCUCUGAGUACCCUACUGAAUGCUAUUUGUGAUUGUGUAAAAUACACUAGUAGUUAGAACAACAGACUUACCUAUAGAACACAAAUUGGCUCAUUUCUUUCAAACAGACUGCAUAAUUUUAAUUACUGGAGUGGGAAAAAGUUGUAACUGAGGCUUACAACUGUGGAAUGGAAGGUUAAGUGAUUUCUAAUUUCUACAAGGAACAAGUAUCACAAAAAUGGGAAGCGAGACUUAAACAUACUCACAUCCACCCUUAGCAUGGUUUAGAGUUGUCCUGCAAUGUUGGACAAAAGGACCCUGCUCGUGUGUAACGUUCUGGUAGACACAGUAAAGUAACAACUGAUUAGGGUUUACUUAUUCCCUUAAUAGGGUUUACUAGUGCCACAUAAAUCAGUAAAGCAAGACAAGCUUUCAUAAAAUUCAGUCCAAUUAAAUGUUUAGUUUUAGUGCAACUUGCCCCUGACUGGAUAACAACAAAACCAUGCACUGCAUAUGCUGAAAGAAGGAAUUAAGAACAAUGAAAUUUCUUAAACUGAUAGUUCAGUUAUUUCAGCUAAUAGUGGACAUAUCUUGUUAACUUAGUGGGUAUUAUACCAAUUCCCUGGAAUGCUUCAGUGUUAUGUGUCAGUUUAUAUUCUUGAACCAUAAUGCAUUAUAGUUCACACAUUUAUUUAAACCAAAGUUUACCUGAAUAAAUCUUAUUUAAGAUUCCUCAUAAAUGAGGGUAAUAGUUUUAUUCAAUGGCAGUGCAAAAAUAUUUAAUGCCCUAGGUUUUUCCCCCCCUAUAUUCUAAAUGUAGUGACUAAUAGCUUACACAUAAAAUCUGACAGCACAUUUGGUAUUGUACAUGCUUUAUUAAAAUGGUACUUGUAUUUACAGUAUCUGCAGAAACAAUCCCUCCCAAGUCUUGCAGUCAGACACCCACCCAGAGAUGCACACACCCUCACUACAGCAUUGUGAAGGCUAGGCUCCCAAAAAUUAGGCAGCUCCUGGGGGUGGGGGAGCAUGGUGGGGUGGUUUAAUUAUUUAAAAAGAAGCAUGAGGGAAUGCAUUUGGCCAUCACAAUGCUAAUUAAGUUUAUGUAUAUUAACAUAUGGCAGUAACACUGAGUAGUCCUUUUCCAUUCUAUAUACAGAAUGAUAUCAAGGUUUGCAAGUCAACAGAACAUUCUAACUUCAGUCUCAAUGGUGCUUAUUGUGACUUUGAAACCACAUAGUGGGGGCUUUCCCUUAAAACAAUUCAAGUCUAUUUAAGUGAAAUAAGGCACAAUUAAUAUUGAUUUGAUUUAGGGGAAGGGUAAAAGGCAGGCUUCAGCUGAUAGUUGUUGUAAAGAAAUUAGUUUUGCCAGAUCCUUUUGAGACAGAGGUCACUGGUACAUCCUUCAAAUCUGCAAAGAUGUCUCUCAAGAAAACUGAAGUUUUUCUGCCAGGGCUACUUCUGCCCACAUGCAAAACAAAUUUGGAAAUUCACAUUUUAACACCAGUUUCAGUGGCCCAGACUUUAGUAUUGAUGUACGUGAGUAAAUAUUUUUAAUGCAGGAGAAAACAUGUGAAACAAAACUGAACGCUUUCAUUUUCUUAAACUUAGAGCCUGUAAGUAUGGACUAUGUGAAGGCUUCAUCUUACUGAUAAAAAGGAGUAGGGUUUUUUUUUUUAAACCUUUUACAUCCCUAGCCCCUCUUCAUAAAUGAAGCCUUACCACACAUUACAAAUAAACUGCAACAAAAAAUUUGGCAGCACAAAUGAUGCCUAGUAUUCAAAUCUUCAUUGUGUGUUAUUUUCUUUGUACAAAACCUGUUGAAUGUUUUUUGCAGCAGAUGAACUGUACCCAAAGAUGCAAGACAUUGUGAUGGGGGAAUAAGAGGUUUCAGUUCUGAAGGCCCCGACUUUGGUUUUUGCAAAGUUCAAUCCUGUUUAGUGUGUUCCUUGAUAUCCUCCUCAUCUGUAUAUUCUGAUGGUUCUUCUCCUGGUUUUAGGAGUCUACCUACGUAGUCAUAUUUUUCUGGAAAAGAUGUGUGUCAAUUACAAUCAAAUUCAGCUAUUUCCACUAAAUCUCUUUCCUGUAACUAAUGCACAUUACAAAUCAGGGUUUUUUUUCCCCCUUUCAUGCUAAGGUUCUGAUUCUACAUAACUGCAGUCAAAGGAAUUUUAAAAACUGACUGACAGCAAGACCCUGAAAUAUCUUUAGAGGGAUUUUCCACUUGUCCGUUCUUUGACCACUCUUUCCCACAACUGAACAAUAGGUGAAAAUUCUAUCCUUGUACCCUUUGCAACCCUGUUGAUUUUAGUGUGGUUUGAAAAUUGACUUAAAAGUUGCAUUAUUUUCAUCAGGAGCUUAAAGACAAAACUGAUCAGUACUACACCCAAACAAGAAAGAUUAAAUAGAAUCUACCCUAAACAUCUUAUGACUAAGGUGCCAUAUUCUAUUAGUCAGUCACUCCAAGAGCUGUUAUGUCAGUGGAGUGAAAUUCUUUAACACAUCAAGUCUGAAACAUGACAUUUUCUAUUUAGCUAUUUAUAAAAACAAAACUAAUUAAAAAUACAUACAUGGGCACUAUUAAAACGCCUUCUAGAGCUGAAACUCAGUAAGUCAGAAUUCCUUUUCCAAGAAGAUAAAAAUAUUGCCACAACUUCUGUACAGUGAGCAAGAAACAUCUUUUAAAAAGCCCCCAACCAUUUGUCAUUUUGACAGAUUAGUAGUAUAAGUAAACAAUUAUGUUUUGCUAGUUUAAAAAGUUACCUUUAAAUUGCAUUUCCCAUUCUCUAACACUUUCCAUUUGUACAGCAUUUAAGUCCGAUAGGUCAUCAUAUUCAUCUCUGAGUGCAUCUUUAUCUAGACAGAAAGUUGCUAGUCCCCUGGAGGCAUCUCUGCCAGCAAAUAUUCCAUAUGGACCCUCUGAAAAUAGAAAACAAAAUUGAUAUUUUCAAACACUUGAGUAAGAUGCAUGUGGCAGAAACAGCAGGGAAAACAAGACUUUACGUCAUCCCAUAUUUCUGGAGGAGUUGUUGGGAACAGCAGUAUUGUAAUGUUGAGAAGCGUUUAGUGGCACUGCAGCUCCACACUGGGCAUCACUAUGAGAUGGACAGGGAAGGCUGACAAGAAAAGCAAAGGCAGGAAAAAAUAAAUAUUUUACACAGGUAUCUGACAAGACCAAACCACAAGUCAAACUGUCAUCUUAUGUGAGAAAGUCAUUUCAAGUGCUUCUGCAGUCUGAGGGUGAAGGCACAGGAGAACAGAAUGAGAAAGGAAAAACUUUUCUACUAGUACUACAUACAUACAAAAGAGACCAUUUAAGUUUGACUCAGCCCUAUUACUUCAAGUCCUGGCAACAUCUUAAAAUGGAAAUCCAUUAUAGACUUGCAACUUAAGUUCCCUGAUGUUAGGUCAUUGAACUCAACUGUGAUACCAAGGGUGGAAGAACAGCUUUUUAUUGUAAAAUCAGGGUAUUGGUCCAACCAUGUCACACAAUUCUUUUAAAGAUAUGCGUUAUGAACCAUCAAACUCAGUAUUCUUAUAAAGUUGACCCUAACACAAUGAAAUGAAGCAAUUACACUGGUCUGAUUCCAAGUUAUUCUGUAAUGAAGAUCUGUACUGCAAGAUGUCUAAUGUUGAUGGUGUAAAUCAGUUAACCAUUUAGUCCUAAAAGGCUAAUAACCAGCUUACUGCAAAGUGGAGUCAAAGUCAAAGCGUAUCAGUGUUUAAAGGGGCAUACAACUGUUUAUUUUAAACAAGUUUACUAGUUUUCUAAUAGAGUUUACUUUAUCAUUUGUAUUGUUUACUUUUUAUUUCUCAGGCAGAGUAAUGAAACUUGAUGGAAGUCCAUUUUAUUUUCAGAUUCUCCAUUCUGCCACACUUGGGUUUCAAACACUGCAAUAGUGUCUUAAACUUUUUUUUCCAUUCACAGCUAUUUAUUCCCAGUCAUGGACGCUUAUCUACUGACCUUAUUUCUAAAAGCAAAUCUAAGUUUGUGAUUAAAACUGAGUUGAGAACAAUGCCAGUUAUUUCC